AAUUUAGAAUUCCAUCUUUUGAGAGGGAAAUGAUUGAACAAAGAAACUGGUGACAACGUGAGAUGAAGGGAUACUAUAGGCAUGGAUAGUGUCCACGUGGUAAGUCCUGCACCUCAUGCCUGAGAAUCUAAGCAACAGCUACAACUCCUCCAUGUAACUGCUGUGUCAGGACGCAUUGCAUUCCAGCCUCUGCUUCUGUAACUCUCUUUCUGUCCCUCGCACUUCAUAUCCUAUAGUGUCCUGUUUCUUGUUAUGGGAUGCACUGGUAUUUCGCAAGUUCUGCUUUCUGUGCAUGAUACAGGAGUAUCGGAGUAGAAGGAUUGCCUACUGGAGGAUUUAUUCAACAAAGAGGAAUGAUGGUAACUACACAGAAAUAAGCCUUGCUUUGGGUUAUUCCAAUCAGUGCAUUCAGAGAGUUUGAACAAUGAUGAUCCAGGUGCAGUUGCAAAUGCAGCUUCAAGGAUAGACAUGACAUUUGUGGCCACUGACACUCUGUCUGAACUGGUUUGGUAUCCACAGAAAGGUUUGAGGCUUAGAUGUGCUGAUGGUAGCAUCUCCAACAAAAAUGGCUCUCUUUUAUGGGGUAUAGUGCCUGCCAAUACGGCAAGUGGGUUAAGUUCUGAUAUGCCAAUCUCGAAUACUCAAAAAGCUACCAGCAAAAGAAAUUUUAUGGCAUCUCUGGCAACAUGUAAUCUAGGAAGUGAAGUUUCUGGAGGAGAUGAUUCCACUAGAUUUCCUACAAGCGAUGCAGCAAUUGGUGAUCCAGCUGAGGAAAUGAAAAAUGCAAUGAACAUUUCUUUUCUGCAGCGAAAGGAUACAAGAAAUAAUAAAGGGGAAGGCAAACCCAGGCUGCUUGUGGCAGAAAAUAAUCGAACACGUAAUGAACAUAUUGGCAGGGCUGCAAAUGGCAAUGAUGGGAAUCAUGCAUUAGGAAUGGAAAUUGCUUUGACCUCUGAAAUUCGUAGCGCCAAAGAAUGUGAAGCUUAUGAUACCAAAAUGCAGAAUGCAGGAAAAGGACAUGAGGAAUCGCCUUCAAUUAUACGAAAAGAACGCAAAAAUAAGAUUGUCGUGAGCCACCCUCCCGGAAUUUUUCCCUUGGAAAAAUUGGAGUCAGGUGAUGAGAAUGAUGUUGCCGCUCCGCAUAGUGAAAAUAUCUGUGGUCCGACAACUGAGAUUUUAGCUUUGGAUUAUGCUGGUAAAGCUGAAAAUGAGACUCAGCUGGAUGAUGAAUUAUUUCCUGUAGACAAGACUCUUGCUGUUAGACAGUCUACCACAAAAAGCAGAAUCCAAAAUUUGAAAGGAAAGUCUAGGGCUUUAUCUGAUGGAGAUGCAAAUGAAAUGAUGUUCAACGAGGAGGAUAACAGCCAUGAGAGUGUUGAAAGCUGUAACAGUGCUGGGCUAUUUCCAACAGGAAAAAGGAGAUGGAACUUUGAGCAACAAUUGAUUGUAGGGAGCAAAAGAGUGAAACGGCAAAUUCAAGAAAGUCCUAGUUCUUCAUCACUGAUUAAACAAGAUAGCUCAUUCAUGUAUUGGAUCUCAAACAUGACGAAGGGGUUCUCGAAAUCAAGUGAAGGCGGGGUACCUUCUUUUUCUCCUGCCCUUGAAAUUCUCAAUCGUGGACCUGAGAAUCCUGAUCAGGUUCUUAUCACAAGCAAAACAAACAACGAUCCUGGGUGCAGAAUUACAGGAUUUCAAUCCAUUUUUCAAUCGCUUUUUUGCCGAAAGACAAAGUUUCAAGAAGCUGUCACUUUGAAUGUUGAUCAUCCAACAGAAGAAUUGAAAGAACUUGAGCUGGAUAAUAAGAUAUGUGAUUUGGAUGCUACUCCAAUUGCUUGUAGUAUGGUGACGGGUAAUAUUUACAAAAGGUUUCUGCCAUCAAACGAUGAGUUCAAUGUGUCUACAUCUGGCAAUCGAGAGACUCCUGUGGUUCACUCUCACGAUGUAUCUAUGAAUUUUGCUGCCACUCAGGAAAACAACCGGGGUAACUCUACAGUGAACAAACAUUCAUGCAAUUUGGCAACUAGUAGGGAGAAAGGUGGAACAAGCUUCAGUAGUUCUCAGGGCAAACAUAAGACAAACAAUGUUGAGAAAAUUGAUCCUGAACUGCCAUUUGAAGGAAAUACAGCCUCUAAUUUUGACCCCAUUGGUGACCCUUUGGAAAGUUUGUGGAUAGCUCGGUUUACUCCAAAACCUUCUGGUCUUUUGCUGAACCAGGAUCCUUCCAAAAGAAGUGCUGGUGAGGCUCUCAACUGGUCUUCUGAUGGCCACAGGCAGAAACCUCAAUUGCAGAGUCCUCUUGGUACUUUUGGUGAACAUGAAAAUGAAGAGCUACUGCAGGUGCUUAAUAGUGGUUCUGUUACUAAGGCUCCAUUUUGCGCCUACAAGAUCAAAGCACGCUACAACUAUAAGUGCAUACAUAAACUGAAGCCCAUCUUAGCUUCUCCAAGAUUCGAAAAUUCCGAGGCAAUGGCUUCUCUCUUUGCAAGGAGAUUGGAUGCCCUCAAACACUUCAUGCCAUCAGAUGAACCAUAUAAUGCAGCUCUUGCAACUACGACCUGCUUUUUUUGUGGCAUAAAGGGUCACCAUUUGCAAGAAUGUCCAGAGAUAACUGAUACUGAGCUUGAAGAUCUUCUGAGAAAUAUGAAUUCAUAUAAUGGGGUAAAAGAAAUGCCUCGUGUGUGUAUUAGAUGCUUUCAGCUCGAUCAUUGGGCCGCUGCCUGUCCUAGUGCAUGUUCAAGAGUAAGGAAUCAAGCAGAAAGUGAUGCUUCUUUUGUCAACCAUUGUGGUCCAAGCAAAAUGCAGCUUAAUGCGAGAAUUGAAGACAAUGCAAUGCAAAAACAUAUCGCUGCUGGUCCACUUACAAUUUGUGAUAGAAAUGAUUUUGGAAUGGAGAGAGAUCUGAAUUUAACCUGGAAAUCGAACGAAGCUGCUAAUUCUGGAGAAAUGAAACUGAAUGUCAAAUUUUUGGGUGAUGAAAUUGCUUCAAGUUCCAGGGAGAAAAAGUUGAAAGAAAACCUAAUUGAACCUGUAUAUGAAACUCUCAAUGCCGAAAUUUCUGAUGUACCGAGGGGAAUCAUUGAUGCCAUAAGAAUGCUUCAUUUGUCGAGAACAGAUAUUCUCAAAUGGACAAACUCCCACAUGUCACUCUCACAUCUAGACGGUUUUUUCCUGCGUGUGCGGCUCGGGAAGUGGGAAAAGGGGCUUGGAGGAACUGGAUACUAUGUAGCUUGCAUUACUGGAACAAAAAUGGAGAAUUCGCCGCAAAAUUCCAAAAAAUGUAUUGCUGUGAAUGUAGGAGGGAUCAAAUGUCUGGUUGAAAGUCAACAUGUCUCCAACCAUGAUUUCCUUGAGGAUGAGCUGGUGGCAUGGUGGUCUGCUACCUCAAGGAGUGGUAGCAAAUUGCCUUCUGAAGAAGAGUUAAGAUUGAAAGCUGCUGGAAAGAAAAUGCUAGGGUUUUAGGCAUAAAUCAAUUGCAGAUGAUAGAUCUGUAGUUUUGGAUCCCUGCUUCCACAUUUAUUUCAUAAUUGAUGCCAAUGUGAGCAAAGUUCUCUUUGCACGUGAACUUAUUAUUUUAUUUCAUCUUAUUCUUCUUUAUUUUGAGUUUGUUGUUAUCUUG
This is a messenger RNA of Manihot esculenta (cassava), 3616 nucleotides long. RefSeq lists its product as uncharacterized. The transcript has 7 exons. The record is from RefSeq and is a predicted model, not a curated record. NCBI's taxonomy places the organism in Eukaryota, Viridiplantae, Streptophyta, Magnoliopsida, Malpighiales, Euphorbiaceae. Bases 469 to 3459 code for a protein of 996 amino acids. Gene Ontology annotation, molecular function: DNA binding; zinc ion binding.